CUUUGAGGAAAAUUGCCUGUGAACUAUAACAAAUAGGCACAACUGCACACUUGUUAUAAAGUUAAAUUGCCUUGUUUUAUUAUCUUGGAAAGCAAAAAGUUCCUUCUUGCUAAAUGUUAGUUUUUAAAAAUUUCCCCAUAUAUUAGAUAUGUGUAUAUAUUUUGUUAAAUAUAAAUGUUCUAUAGAAUAAUCAUUUUCAAAUGAAUUCUUAUUUUAAGUUCACAAAAAGCCAUUACAAGAAAUGGAAAUAGCAGCAAUUACACAUGGUGCUCUCCAGGGAUUAGCCUACUUACAUUCUCAUGCCAUGAUCCAUAGAGAUAUCAAAGCAGCAAAUAUCCUUCUGACAGAACAAGGCCAGGUGAAACUUGCUGACUUUGGAUUGGCUUCCAUGGUCUCUCCUGCCAGUUCUUUUGCGGGAACGCCGUAUUGGAUGGCCCCAGAAGUAAUUUUAGCCAAGGUUGAAGAACAACAAUAUGGUACCGAAGCAGAUGUAUGGUCUCUUGGUAUAACAUGUAUUGAACUAGGUAAGCAUUGCUCUUUAUUACUGUGUAGUAAGUUUUGAUCAAUGUUUUACCUCAAUUUCUGUACAAAAUUACAGAUUUUUAUUUUUAUGUCAGUGUUUAAGGGGAGCAAUACAUCUAUUAAAGUUGUCACUUUGGUUAUUUGGCAAUUUAUAUAUACAAAUAUUAGCCUAGGUGUAUUAGAUUUGCUGUAUUAAAUUAGGUCUAAAAUAGUUUAUAAUGUGGUAUUAAUUUUGAGGUAUCUGUGUCUAACAUUUAAUGAGUAUGGUUAUAGAUUUACCAUGUAUGAAGGGUCUCUAAAGCAUUCAUGAAUUACUUACUGCCAGUUAAGAUACUUAAUACUUUGUGUUAAGGAUAAGGAUUAGAUUAUCAGGCUGCAUACCUUAUUGUACAGUUUGAUUUUAUGCACAUAUUUUAUUCUGUUGCCUUAAGUGGAACUAUGCUUAAGACAGUGGACCAUCAAAACAUUGCUAAUACUCCCCUCGUAAGGGAGCCACGGUGGGUAAUUGAACUGUCACUAUAAUUGAAGCUGAUGGCCAUCUUCUUGCUCUUGAUUCCCUGCACCAGUCCACAGUGCCUUCCCAUUUUUUAAAGCUUUAUUUAAUAGUAGGAAAUACUGGGAAUAUUUAAUUGAACCAUUCUAGGAGCGACCAAAGAUAAAAAAUAACAAGUUAAAAGUAAAAUCCAUGUGUCAUUUGGAUAAGUCAUCAACCUGGGUUUGUCAGUUGUAAAGAAAAAGCAGAAAGGGAAAUUGAGGUAAAAUAAAAGUAAAAACUUGCUUAUCAUUAGACAAUAAGUACUAUAAUUUCCAUUAUAACCAGGCUGUUUCUUUCUUGCAAUCUAAUAUUUUUCCAAAAUAAUAUAACCUUUAGAUUUUUUCACUUUUGUUAGGAUUCCUACAUUAAUCAUUCCCUUCAAGCUCUGUAUCAUCAUAUAUAUUUUAAAGCUUGACAUCAGCAAAGAGAGAUUUGGAGAUUACCAUGUCAUCCCCUUCUGAUAUUUUGGUCUCAAUUUGAGGUUUUCAAAGUGUUACUUCCAUUUGAAAAUGUCUCUAGGUAUCUUAAACUCUUGUUCUUUUACUCCUGAUUCUUCUUCCUAGCAGUACAUCCUAAUUAAUUUCUUAGGAAACUUGGGUGUAAAUGUACAGAAGCUGGUUAAUAUACUCUGGCUAUGCGGUAUUUUUAUGGGGUAUGUGGUUGAUGCAUAUAUGUGCCCCUUUGGAUAGU
Manis pentadactyla (Chinese pangolin) is the source of this 1747-nucleotide messenger RNA. Its product is annotated as serine/threonine-protein kinase TAO3-like. Gene Ontology annotation, biological process: protein phosphorylation; execution phase of apoptosis. The coding region runs from base 242 to 562 and encodes 106 amino acids. Gene Ontology annotation, molecular function: protein kinase activity; ATP binding. The transcript is spliced from 3 exons. The record is from RefSeq and is a predicted model, not a curated record. NCBI's taxonomy places the organism in Eukaryota, Metazoa, Chordata, Mammalia, Pholidota, Manidae.